AUGUCUGUAGCCGAUACCGUCCAGCGUCUCACAGGCAUCAGUCUUGGUUCUUCAACACCAGAGCCAGCCAAGGAAACAAAGCAAGAAACCCCGGGAUCAGAACAAUCCACUGUUCAGCAACCAACAGACACGCAACCCACCUCCUCCUCUCAGCACGCAGACGAUAACGCGUCUGAAGUAUCCUACACCGAUGCACAACUCACACUACGUGCACUCGUUUCAACCAAGGAAGCAGGCAUUAUUAUUGGCAAAGCCGGGAAGAAUGUCGCUGACUUGCGUGACUUGACUGGCGUCAAGGCCGGUGUGUCAAAAGUCGUGCCAGGCGUACAUGAUCGCGUCCUCACUAUUACCGGUGCUUUACCUGCUGUGACGCAAGCGUAUACCCUCAUUGCUCAAACCUUCCUUGAAAACCCCGUCUUGCAUGGACCUGGUGGACAGCAACAGCAGAACCCACUGCAUGCCACCAUCAGGCUGCUUGUCUCGCAUAACCUGAUGGGUUCAUUGAUUGGUCGUCAAGGUGCUAAAAUCAAGGCGAUCCAGGAUUCCUCUGGUGUACGCAUGGCUGCAUCCAAGGAGAUGCUCCCACAAUCACAAGAACGUAUCGUCGAAGUGACUGGCGAACUCGCGAGUGUGCAAAAGGCAAUUUGGGAAAUCGGCAAGUGUCUUGUGGAUGAUUGGGAGCGUGGCGUUGGAACAGUCCUCUACAACCCAUCCGUCCGUAUCUCACCCACCAGUACGGUCGUUGCGCCAACGGCUGCGAAUGGUGUGGUACCAGCAGCGGGUAUUCCUGGUAACUACCUUCGUUCUCACCGUGGCGGCCUCCCUUCCUUUGGUGGCCGUUCCAACUAUGGCGGUCGUGAUGCAGCUGCCGGUAUGACUGGUAGUGGCGAAACACCUUCUGCUGACUUCAACCGUUUGGAUGCAAGUGACCCGUCGUUCACCUCGCAAACGGUCAGUAUCCCUGCUGAGAUGGUAGGUUGUGUGAUUGGUAAAGGUGGUACGAAAAUCACUGAGAUUCGCAGGCAGAGUGGAUCACGGAUUGCUAUUGCAAAAGAACAUGAUGAAGCUGGUGAGAGGCAAUUCACAUUGUCUGGUACAAAGGAAGGUAAUGCGCGUGCAUUGCAGUUGAUUUAUGAGCAAUUGGAGAGGGAGAAGGAGAGACGCGCUCAGCACCAACAGCAAGGUGCUGAACAGACUCAAGUGGCUGAGUAA
Molecule: messenger RNA, 1212 nt
Organism: Protomyces lactucae-debilis
Lineage: Eukaryota; Fungi; Ascomycota; Taphrinomycetes; Taphrinales; Protomycetaceae
Product: KH domain RNA-binding protein
Exons: 2
Coding region: 1-1212 (403 amino acids)
Biological process (GO): 3'-UTR-mediated mRNA stabilization
Cellular component (GO): cytoplasm; nucleus
Molecular function (GO): mRNA 3'-UTR AU-rich region binding
Source: RefSeq, a predicted model, not a curated record